Molecule: messenger RNA, 1393 nt
Organism: Tetranychus urticae (two-spotted spider mite)
Lineage: Eukaryota; Metazoa; Arthropoda; Arachnida; Trombidiformes; Tetranychidae
Product: proline-rich protein PRCC
Cellular component (GO): nucleus
Source: RefSeq, a predicted model, not a curated record
UGUUGUUUUUGUAUUUAUGUCAAGUUGAACUGAAACAUAGCUUACUAAUUAUUUAUUUUUUUGUUUUUUUAUUUCUGUUUGAAAUUUUGUUAUUCUAUUUGAUAUUAACAUUUAAUCAUGCCAUUAGUUGCUUAUGAAUCUAGUGAUGAUGACGAGGGUUCUCAAGGAGAGGAGAUAAUUGAGUCUUCAGUUAUUUCAGUUACUGAUAAAGAUGGCCAAAAGAAACAUGUCGAUCAGUUGGCUGGUCCUUCAAAAUCAGAUAAACCGCAAGCAGUUCAAGUUAUCAAAUCGAAUGGUUCAAAUGGGACAGUAAACGAUUAUGAUUACGGUGUGAAACGUGUGGAGGAAGAACCUGAUGUAUCUUAUGGUGAUACAAGUCAACUCUCUGUUCUUAAAAAUUUAUCUGAAGCUGGUAAAAAAUCAUCAGUACCUGUUGCAGUGACCGCUGGCCUGAGUGAUAUUGUGGUGGUUGAUAAAAAGUCUAAGAAAAUUAAAGUAGUUAUACCUUCAUUGGACGAAAUGGAUUGUGAUUCAGAUGAAGAUGAAGAAGUAGGUCCUAAAAGGAAAAUUACUCCAGCAGGAGGUUGCUCUUUAAAAUCUUUACUGCCAAAACCAAAGAAUGCUCCAAGAUUUAAUUCUUCUCUAUUUUCAUCAACACCAAUAACACAACCAACAUCAUCAUCAUUAUCAUCAGCAUCAACAACAGUAAAUUCAUCUGUUGCUUCACUUAUUCCUCACUCAAUUUCACGGCCAAAAACUGGUAUACCUCCUUCAAAGCGACCUAAAAAAGCUUCCGUAAAAUCAAACGAUGAUGAUGAAACUCCAACCUCCUUCUUUUCAUUUGGUGAUGUACAGUCAACUAAGCAAUUGGAUGCAAAUAUUGAAACGAUCAUACCCGUUGUUAAAUCCAAACCUGAAGCUGAGCUUAAAUACAGUGAUGUUGAUUACAAUAUACCAACAACAUCAUCCAACUAUUCCCAGCAAAAUGAAAGUAAACAACCACCAACUAAUAACAUCAAUGAUCCAGAGUUUAAGAAAUUCAUAGCUUCUAAAUUUGGAGAAGAACCAGCCGAAAAAAUCGAUAUAGUUGAAGUAAAUGUUGGCUCAUACCUAGCAGGCAAUCAUGAACUUUUAAAAUCUAUAAGCAUGGAAUCCGGACCAACAGUUAAAGGACCUGCACCCAGUCAGUUAGCUAAAAGAAAGAAUCAAAUUACAUACCUUGCUUAUCAAGCGAAGCAAAGGGAAGUGGAUCUUAAAAAUCAAAUAUCCAAUAAUAAAUUUACUAAAGCACAAACAAGGAGUAGAUAUGGCUUCUAAUGUCCUAAAAAGUCAAGAGAUAAAUUUUUCAAAUUCAUAACUAAUUUGAUUAAAGUUUAUUUUGUACAUUAUUCAA